Desarmillaria tabescens is the source of this 546-nucleotide messenger RNA. RefSeq lists its product as uncharacterized. Bases 1 to 546 code for a protein of 181 amino acids. NCBI's taxonomy places the organism in Eukaryota, Fungi, Basidiomycota, Agaricomycetes, Agaricales, Physalacriaceae. The transcript has a single exon. The record is from RefSeq and is a predicted model, not a curated record.
AUGUCAUAUACCAGAUAUGUGCAUGAAUAUAUCGUGUUGUCUUCACCACCUGCUCUUGGUAAACUGCACCAUCAUCACAUCCCACUGCUGUCACAGGCUGAGGGGGACAUCCCGACAGUGGUACAUCCACUGUUACGACCAAGCUGUGGAGACAAGAUGAUCAAGCUCAACUUCACUCACAGUCUGUUGGGUGUGCGUGUUUUUAGUCAUGAUGGCUGUGUGAAUGAGGCAGCAACGAACCUGCCUCUUCCAUCACUGGCCAUUGUCCAUCCAAUGCUUCCAUGGCCAGUAGUCAUUCAUAGGUUGAGCCAUCAAGAGUGGGUGACAGUUGCCGACAUCGUCGAGAACCUGUGGUAUGCUCUGCAGAUACCCAUCCCCCUUCAAACAUCAUCAUUGUCACUACUCCUCGAAAAUCAGGACAACGCGCCCUUUACCAGCUGUUGUAGCAUGCCAGAUGGGGUGGAGCAAGAAGUAGUCCCUAGGCUGGUGUAUUUGAGGGGAAAGACACAGUUUACAGGUCUCCGGGCUAUAGGAAGCGACACAUGA